Prunus armeniaca (apricot) is the source of this 558-nucleotide messenger RNA. The record is from the annotation of a GenBank genome assembly. NCBI's taxonomy places the organism in Eukaryota, Viridiplantae, Streptophyta, Magnoliopsida, Rosales, Rosaceae.
AUGGUUGAUAUUUUGAAGACUUUGUGUCUAAGGUUUAAGGGUUUGCAGUUGGGUUGUUUUACGUUACGGUAUUCGCUGCCCAGUUAUCCGAGUUGUUUUCUAGAAACGGAUAGCGAUUUGGACAUGAUGAGGACAUUUUUGUUUGUAUCAAAUGAGAAGAGUGUUGAUAUUUUAGUGAAGGAUUUAUGCGGGAGCAGUGAAUAUAGUGGUGAUUUUUGUGUAAAUAAGGAGUUGAUAGCAUGUGAAAAGGGCGAGUCGUCGUGUUCUAGUACUGUCGAAGACAGAAAUGAAUUUUUGGGCAGGUCGAAGAGAGCAAGUGCUAAGCCUUUGUUGUCGAAUGAGUGGGAGACGUACAUACAUCAUGUAGGGCAGAAGUUUGACGGUGGUGCAGAGGAGUUCCGUUUGAAAUUGUGCAAGUACGCUCUUGAAGUAGGAUUUAAUUUUUUAUAUGCCGGCAAUGACAAGAAGCGGGUGGUUGCUAUUUGUUCGAAUAAGAAAUGGAGGGUUGUAGCUGGCGUGUUUAUGCUUCUCGUUGUGAAGCUACUGGCUGUUUUGUAA